ACAUCCAUAGGCUUGGUGGUGUUUCAGAAUAGCUUAUUUUCUUUGGUACAACAAACUACAAAGAACAAAUUCAAAACACCGCUAAAAGUUCUAAGAAUUGCCAUAAAAUGUGGAUAACGGCAAUGUUGUGCCGUCGACAUGUCCCAGGGCGAAUUUUCUCUGGAAAACAUCGAGUUGCUGUUAAAGGUACCAAAUUCCAAAGAAAGCGAAAAACUUUGAACAACAAGCAAAUUGAAAAUAAUGAAAAACUGCUCAGUUAUCCAUUUUUUACUGUGACCGAGGAACAUGCACAUGCAACCACAAGAAAUGAAGAACAACGAAGAGAAUUCUUUGCUAAUAUUAAAAGAAAAAGAAAUUUUGGAAAGCCUACCAUACUUAAUACAACUUCUGCAAGAACUGGCGGACACUUAAAACAUUUGGAUGUGGCAAGAAAUUAGUUUAUUGACAAUUUUAAGUUCGCAUUUGUCAGUUUUCAAACAAUGAAACAAUAUAUCAAAGCUUUCAUGCAGCAUACCUGAUAUUUGGUAAGAAACAUCACAAGAUUUUUCAUUGUAUUUCUCAGGAAGAGCCCCAUGUCUAGUGUCUUGUCAACAUGAGUUGAGUUGUGUUUUAAAAUUUAUACCUCAUAAUCUUUCAUUGUAACUCCAAUGUAUCAAAUGGGUUUGAUGAUUAAAGAUCUUUCCUUAUGAUGGCAUAAAGUAUGC
This is a messenger RNA of Xenia sp. Carnegie-2017, 704 nucleotides long. Its product is annotated as ribosomal protein 63, mitochondrial-like. Gene Ontology annotation, biological process: mitochondrial translation. Gene Ontology annotation, molecular function: structural constituent of ribosome. The coding region runs from base 108 to 437 and encodes 109 amino acids. Lineage: Eukaryota; Metazoa; Cnidaria; Anthozoa; Malacalcyonacea; Xeniidae. Gene Ontology annotation, cellular component: mitochondrial ribosome. The transcript has 3 exons. The record is from RefSeq and is a predicted model, not a curated record.